AUGAUCCUCACAAACUGCGCCGCCUGCGCCGCCCCGCUGGGCCUAGCCUUGGGGAAGAAAUGCGGCCGCUGUAGCACACGCUACUGCGGGCCUGCAUGCCAAAAGCAGCAUUGGGACGGCGGGCACAAAGAGCUCUGCAAAAAAAUCAAAAAAACAGGCGGCGCGGAGCAAUACAACGCAAAUAGGAAGUACUCGGAGGCCGUCGCCGUCGCGGCGGAGGCGUGCGCCGAAGACACCAAGGGUCAGACGUGUUACAUCUGCACGCAGGCCCUCCAUUGGAAGACGAAGGAGGGCCUCGUGCGCAUGUGUGCGUGCCGCGGGACGGCGGGGUUCGCGCACGUGUCGUGUUUGGCGGAGCAGGCGAAGCUUUUGUACGCGGAGGCCGAGGAAAACAAUUUGGACUGGAAGGCGAAGAAUGCGAGGUAUAAUCGUUGGCACACGUGUAGUUUGUGCGAGCAAAUGUACCAUGGCGUCGUACGAUGCGCGCUCGGGUGGGCGUGCUGGAAGACGUACUUGGGGCGGCCGGAGGCGGAUGAGAUCCGGUGCAACGCAAUGAACCAGCUUGGGCUCGGUUUAACCGCUGCGAACCACCACGAUGCCGCGCUGUCCGUGAAACAAGCCGAAUUGUCUAUGCUGCGGCGCGUUGGCGCACCAGUAGAAAACAUUCUCGGCGCGCAGAGCAAUCUUGCGAUGACGUAUCGGGCGUUCGGACAGCAUGAACAGGCACUGGACCUGCAGCGAGAGGUCUACUCCGUAUGUUUAAGGCUCUUCGGAGAACAUCAACACACUCUCUUAGCAGCCAACAACUACGCGUCGACCCUUGUAAAGCUACAACGCUACCAAGAAGCCAGGUCGCUGCUGCGCAAAAUGAUACCCGUGGCGCGGCGCGUUCUUGGAGAGAGUGAGGAGCUCACGCUCAAGAUGAGGUGGAUUUACGCGCGGGCGCUCUUCGAGGACCCCGGCGCCACGCUCGACGAUCUUCGCGAGGCCGUGACGACGCUCGAGAACACGGCACGGACCGUGCGGCGCGUGUUCGGCGGCGCGCACCCGGACACUGUGGAGAUCGAGGGCAGAUUGCUACUCGCGCGAGCCGCGCUCCGCGCCCGCGAGACGCCGUCGUCGGAGGCCGACGACCUCGCCGCUCGAUUCGGUAGCUUGUAA
Molecule: messenger RNA, 1161 nt
Organism: Pelagomonas calceolata
Lineage: Eukaryota; Pelagophyceae; Pelagomonadales; Pelagomonadaceae
Source: the annotation of a GenBank genome assembly